GAACACCCCCAGUCCAGCCGCCAUUCUGUCUCUGAACCCCUCCGCCAUGCGUAAGUGCAAAGUUUUCGUCGGUACCUCCCACCCCGAGUUGGGGAAGUUGGUCUGUGACCGUCUUGGCAUCAACCCGGCGCCGUGUACCUUGAAGAAGUUUGCCAACGGUGAAACCUCUAUCCAGAUUGGCGUUUCGGUCAGAGACGAAGACGUGUACAUCAUCCAAAGUGGCUCGCCAACCAUCAACGACCACAUCAUGGAGUUGUUGAUUUUGAUCUCUGCCUGCCGCAGUGGUUCUGCCUCCAAGAUCACGGCCGUGAUUCCGCAGUUCCCGUACUCCAAGCAGUCCAAGAUGAAGAAGCACAGAGGUGCCAUCACCGCCAGAAUGUUGGCCAAUCUCAUCAUCAUGGCUGGUGCCGACCAUGUCGUCUCCAUGGAUCUCCACGCGUCGCAGAUGCAGGGCUUUUUCACCAAACCGGUGGAUAACUUAUACGGGGCCCCAACCCUCGCGCGUUGGAUCCGCCAGAACGUCGAGGACUACCAGAACGCGGUUGUGGUAUCCAAAAACCCGGGUGGUACCAAGCGAGUCACUGCGUUGGCCGACAGCUUGAAGAUUAAUUUUGCGAUGAUCCACACCGACCGUCGCCGCACCAAGGACGGGUAUGUGCCUAAGAAGGAGCAAGAGAAGGCCAAGGCUGCGAAGAAAAAGUCCACCAACUUUGUUGAGGAGGAUCAGGAGGAUAACAUUGUCAGUGAGAUGUUGACCGCCAGAAUCGUCAAGGGUCAUGUCGUCCAAGACGAUGACGAUGACUCCGUCCCGCACACCGAGGCUGGCAGGGACUACGAAAACAACUCUGACGAGGAAGAUGAGCCGGAGUUUAUCGAACAGGAGAAGUUGAUCACCUUGGUUGGUGACGUCCACAACAGAUCCGCCAUCAUCUUGGACGACUUGAUCGACAAACCAAACUCUUUCAUCGCCGCCGCCGAGCACCUCCGUUUGAACUGUGGUGCUAAAAAGGUCUACUUGACUGCCACCCACGGGAUCUUCUCCGAUUCCUGCUUGGAAGCCUUGACCAGCUGUAAGUAUAUUGACAAGAUCAUCGUCACCAACACGUAUCCGAUCACCGAAGCCCAGCAGAGGUCGUCCUCCAAGUUGGUGGUAAUUGACGUGUCUCCAAUUUUUGCGGAGUGCAUCCGUCGCGACCACCACGGUGAGAGCAUCUCUGUGUUGUUCGACUCCCUUGCCGCUAUUGAGUAAGCGGCCCUUUUCCUUUCCUGAUUGCAUUACUAGUGGACCCGUUCCUUUUUUUUGGCAUCCUUGCCAUUUAUAUAUAUACUCAAUGAUAACCAUGUGUUCUCUUAGCCUUUGGGUACUGUUAUAUAGUUUUUUCUGACAUUUUUCUUCUUCUCACGUUUGCAGGCAGACGUGGUACCCAGCGAUGCGACCUAUUGUGGUUGCAGGACACAUAUCCUUUUAGAUAUGUUGUACUAACGGAGCGUUGGUAUAUUGAAUGGCCUCUACCCUAGAUUUAGUCUCGACAGACACGGCUUUUUUUUUCCACCGUGUGUGAGUGGAGCACUAAAAUUUUGGGGCCUACAUACGUAGAUUUGGUAACAACUGGAGUAGUCUAUUACUAAACGAAUAAACCC
Messenger RNA from Babjeviella inositovora NRRL Y-12698, 1641 nucleotides. Its product is annotated as ribose phosphate diphosphokinase subunit. Bases 47 to 1249 code for a protein of 400 amino acids. The record is from RefSeq and is a predicted model, not a curated record. Gene Ontology annotation, biological process: ribonucleoside monophosphate biosynthetic process; 5-phosphoribose 1-diphosphate biosynthetic process; purine nucleotide biosynthetic process. The transcript has a single exon. Gene Ontology annotation, cellular component: ribose phosphate diphosphokinase complex; cytoplasm. NCBI's taxonomy places the organism in Eukaryota, Fungi, Ascomycota, Pichiomycetes, Serinales. Gene Ontology annotation, molecular function: magnesium ion binding; ribose phosphate diphosphokinase activity.